CUGGCGAUGCGAGUUUACUGAGUUGUGAGGCGUCUCCAGGUGUUACACGGACCCCACCGCUGCCCACUACUCAUUAAUCCGAGCUUUUCUCUCUCUCUCUUUUCUUCACUGAAUUUCCCGAAGCGGUCAAUGUGAGACAGCACCGGAUGGAAGGAUGUGGCCGUUCCGGGGUGUACUGGAGUAAUAAUAGAGUGAACUGACGGAGGACCGCUGCUCGUUCACUUUGGCUUUUCUCGUUCUUUUCCCCAGCUUUGGAAUUGUUACUGGUGGGAACGUGCAGUGUUUAUUCCGAAGGCUUUGAUCACCUGCUAUGUGCGUGGUGGGGAAAAUACCUGGUGGAAGGCGUACAUCGGGAUCCGACCUGAGAGGACAGGACAUCUGAUAAAGCUCUGUUUUCUCAUUUGUUUGGGUUUUUAUUUUUGUUUGUUUGUUUUUUUGUUUUGUUUUUUGCUUACUUGUACGUGAUGUGCGUGGAAUGAAGACGGAGAAUGGAUAUUAUUUGGGAGAUACUGAUCAUUCUUCAGGCUAAUUUUAUUGUUUGUAUAUCAGCACAGCCAAAUCCACCAAAAAUUCAUGAAGGAUGGUGGGCAUACAAGGAGGUGGUGCAGGGGAGCUUUGUUCCAGUGCCAUCAUUCUGGGGGCUGGUAAAUUCAGCAUGGAACCUGUGCUCAGUGGGGAAGAGGCAGUCGCCAGUGAACAUCGAGACCAGUCACAUGAUCUUUGACCCUUUCCUCACACCCAUAAAGCUGAACACUGGCGGACGCAAGGUGGGAGGGACAAUGUACAACACGGGCCGUCACGUCUCUCUCCGACUGGACAAGGAGCAUCUGGUUAACAUCUCUGGAGGGCCAAUCACGUACAGCCACCGUCUGGAGGAGAUCCGGCUACACUUCGGCAGUGAGGACGGCCAGGGCUCUGAACACCUACUCAACGGACAGGCCUUCUCUGGAGAGGUUCAGCUGAUCCACUACAACCAUGAGCUGUACACAAAUUAUACAGAAGCUGCAAAGAGCCCCAAUGGACUGGUCAUAGUGUCCAUAUUCAUGAAGAUUGCUGAGACAUCAAACUCCUUCCUGAACCGAAUGCUGAACAGAGACACCAUCACAAGAAUAACAUAUAAAAAUGAUGCAUAUCUGCUGACCGGCCUGAACAUAGAGGAGAUUUAUCCAGAGACGAGUAGUUUUAUUACAUAUGAUGGGUCGAUGACCAUCCCUCCAUGCUUUGAGACGGCCACAUGGAUCUUGAUGAACAAGCCAGUGUACCUCACACGCAUGCAGAUGCACUCCUUGCGGUUGCUGAGCCAGAACCAGCCGUCUCAGAUCUUUCUAAGCAUGAGUGACAACGUUCGCCCGGUCCAGCCACUAAACAACCGCUGCAUCCGCACCAACAUUAACUUCAGCAUGCAGGGCAAGGACUGCCCAAACAACAGGGCUCAGAAGCUCCAGUACCGAGUGAACGAAUGGUUGCUGAAGUAGCCUUAUUGGAUGAGCGAGGAGACGAAUUCAGGAUGAGGGGAGAGAGAGAGAGAAAGGAGGGGGAGGGGAGGAUGAAGGAGGAGGCAAAGAUGUGAAAACUGGUCUUGAAGCUGUAUCUCAUCUAAGAUAUUUUCAUGGCAUUGUAUAAAGACAGAUAGCACCGGACAUUAUUUGAAUGAAGGAACUUUGCAUUGCAAGCAGAGACUCUUCUUUUCAUACAAUGAGAACCGUUUGAACCUUCGAUCAAACACAUGCUAACGAGUCCUUCCCCCACAGCUAUAUCUAUACGAACAUUUUGAUACCAAUACUUUUUUGGGAGAAAACAAAAAAUAGAAACGACCUAAACAAAAUAUGAAGCAUUUAUUUGGUAGCCUGUCAACCACUAUGACGACCUUAGGGACUUCACAGCCUUUGUACAUAAAAGAUGUUGCUAUCAGUAAGAAAAUCCAAGGACUAAGUCACUGCCCCCCACCCCAUCCCCACCCCCCACCCUAUUCAACAAAAUGGAGCAGUCAGCAAGACUUAUAUGGAUAUUUCAGUUCAGUCACCAACAGGGCAUGCAAUCAGCCACACCAACAGCGAGGGAACUCAGCCUUACCCCGUCAUCCUCCAAAACUAGAGUGGGACGACUCCCACGGCUUUCAUACGGCCUCAGAGCAACCAGUAUCUUAGCCUCGUAUGUACAUAUUAUAAUUAUCAAUACAACAGAAAAAUGAAUAUGUAAAGAAAAAAUAAUGAAAUAACAUUGAAAAAAUAUAUUAAGAGGAUUAAAAAAAGACAAAAAGUUAAGAAUUUUAAAAAGCUUGGCGCACUUUGAAUU
Molecule: messenger RNA, 2295 nt
Organism: Archocentrus centrarchus (flier cichlid)
Lineage: Eukaryota; Metazoa; Chordata; Actinopteri; Cichliformes; Cichlidae
Gene: ca10a
Product: carbonic anhydrase Xa
Exons: 9
Coding region: 489-1475 (328 amino acids)
Biological process (GO): one-carbon metabolic process
Molecular function (GO): carbonate dehydratase activity; zinc ion binding
Source: RefSeq, a predicted model, not a curated record